Gilbertella persicaria is the source of this 321-nucleotide messenger RNA. RefSeq lists its product as uncharacterized. The transcript has a single exon. Bases 1 to 321 code for a protein of 106 amino acids. The record is from RefSeq and is a predicted model, not a curated record. Lineage: Eukaryota; Fungi; Mucoromycota; Mucoromycetes; Mucorales; Choanephoraceae.
AUGAAGUCAUGUCUCUUUUUCUCUCUCCCUCUUUGUCUCUUUCUUUUGCUUAUGUCUUAUCAACCAACUCGGCCUUAUAGAGGACGUGGCUCUUAUAGAGGCAGAGGGAGUCGCCGUGGUGGUUAUCCAAAGCAUGGAUAUAUUUCUGAACAAGAACGAUAUGCUUCUUUUUAUUUACCAAGUUUUACUCAAGAUCCUUGGAAACAUAUUCUACCAAAUGGAGAUAUUGAAACAGUUGACAUACACCAAAACAGUAAAGAAGACUUGUAUUUACCAAGUUUUACUCAGGAUCCUUGGAAAUCUCUUGAACAAUACUAUUAA